Messenger RNA from Acanthoscelides obtectus, 2401 nucleotides. Lineage: Eukaryota; Metazoa; Arthropoda; Insecta; Coleoptera; Chrysomelidae. The record is from the annotation of a GenBank genome assembly.
AUUGAGUGCCAAAGCUAUCGGCCCAUCAGUUCAUGUUCUUUUUACUUUUCAAGCUAGAAACUGUGCUGCUGUGUCCAGUCCAGUGGUAGUCGUGAUUUCAAGAUCAUUAAUCCACAGAGAACAGCAGGUAAAUCUACGUUGUUUCAUUCUUCAAACAGUUUGCGUUGCUACCCAAUUGUUGUUUUUAUCAAGACUAGAUACAGCGGUGUGACAACGCCGCGUAGUUAUUUCCCGCUCAUAUAUAAAACAAGCUUGCAAGAAGUGCCGACCGGUAAAAGAGUGAAACAAAGUGAUUCGCUGUUAGACGCGCGUAUCCACCAACCUGUCUACCUGUACGACAUUUUGCGAAAAGAAAGGCAACAGAGAAAAAAGUAAGUUGCUCAGCGGAAAUGCUGCCGAACGCGACUACACAGUAUUCCUCAAUUUUCCUAGUGAGAGUAAUUUAAUGGCAGAUGCUAGCAGCAGACGACACGCUUUGCAUGCAGUUUUUGGUGGAGGGUGUUCUUUCUUUCUAUUGUGUAUUUAAAGUGAUGUGAGUGCAAAGACUGCGGAGUGCGCGAUUUUCCUCACGCGCGCCAUUAUGGAUACUACAUAGUAUAUACCUGUAUUAUAUAUAAAGUUUGAAUGUUACAUCACCGUAUGUAUUCGAUAUUCGAUCGCCUUUUAAAAGUUCAAGCAAAAUAAUAACAAUAAAAGAUUAGGCUAACUAGCCAAAAAUUGUUGUAGAAAAAAAUCGUAUAGACUGAUUUUACAACAGGAUUACAUUCUUCCAUCUAGUGGACAAUGUUCCUGUACAUAUUGAGUUUAUUCUUCUUGUUAUCAUGCACGGCGGCAGGACAAUUCUCAGGAGGCUUCAAUCUCAUCUCAGCACCUCAAAUCACAUUUCCACAUCAUGCAGGGUUCGGUACGCCCAGGAUUCUUCCAGGUACAUCAAACGACGUUACUUUCACUCAACACCCACACAACUACGUUGAUCAACAUCCCGCCGUAGUGGAAAACAGCAUUCGCGAGGCUGAGCUCCCACCCCAUCUGCUCAACCCCUUCUACAAAAACCCCGCUAUAGCCUCAGCGCUGGCGAAAGAAUCCUGGUUCACCAACAAGGAAUUCCCGGUUCAUCACCGGGAAGCUGAGAGGAUCCCCAGGGAAGAGAUAUUCAAGAUAAUUUCCAGGUUACAACACUAAUUGUAUUUCGAUGAACAUCUCUCUAUAUUAACCAAUAUUGAGAUCCACAUUUCAACUGAUUCUAUUAUAGUAACCGAAAACAGCAUUAUUUCAAAUUAUGUAGAAUAUCGCAAACAUGGGGGAAUGUUGUUAAAUCUUGAAGGGAGAGUAGCAUAACACAUCGUAUGCCAUUACCAGCGCGACGACAGGUUAGCAGUAUUGUACAGGGAGUUACGCCGUUUUGGUACCAGACUAUAGUCAUUUUGAACGUCUAUUGUAAAUUCGCGAUUUCUCUAAUAGAAUGUUGUUCUUACUAUUUUCACCUUGUACCACCUAAAUCAAGUCUUUUUCUUUAAAAUUAUCAGGGUGUGAUCUUGGAAUAGUCCAAAGAGACACCCCAAAAAUUGAUUCCCUAUGUUUGUGUUAUACCCUGUAUAUGAAUAACCGAAAUCGGUCUUAAGGCAACAAUACGAAUUUAUAAGUUUUUAGCAAUUGCCGGCCGAGAAUGUAGUCAAUAUUUUGAUAAUGAUGGAGGUAUUGACUCUUUUCUAUUUUUAUAAACUACAAACACAAGACUAUCCGAAGUUUGAAAUAGGCAGACAUUCUAUAAAUUAACUGUUUAAUUGCAACUCACUAGACAAGAACAAUUAAUCUCUGGAAAUCAUAUAAAACGGUCUACUUGAUUAUGAGCCGAAUGGAUGAAUGCUGUAUGUGGGAGCAUUUAUUGAAAUUUUUGUUUAGCGAUGUAUCCGAAUUUUUUAAUGUUUAGGCAGAAUACGUUCAGUAAAGUAAAACUUUACAAUUUACAAAAAUAAAUUCAACUUUGGAAAUCGAACAAAACAUUUUAUUUUGUUAGCUUUUACAUUCAUUAAUUUUCUAUGCAACUUCAAACCCGAAUGGCAUGGUAUUACUUAUACGGUAGUGCGUCAUUCAUAAUAUUAUUUCAAAGUUGCAAAAGAUUCAACCGUUUUAUGGGAUAUAUUCCUAUGAACUUCAAUGCGGUUAUAUAGAACCGACAGCUAUUUGAAUUGUUAGCUUUAUUUAUUUUACGCCAGUGGACAUCAGACUGUAAAUAUUGUAAAGAAUAAAGUAGAUAAUAUUUAACUUUACAAGCUUUAAUGAAAAUGGUAUGUAUAUAUUAUUUAUAUUGUUGGCUUUGUGUAAAAUGGAUUUUUGUUUAUUUUUAUACGUAGAUAGAUUUAGUUUCUAAUUUUCAUACAUCCUAAUAAAUAGUUUUCCA